Molecule: messenger RNA, 1309 nt
Organism: Salvia miltiorrhiza (redroot sage)
Lineage: Eukaryota; Viridiplantae; Streptophyta; Magnoliopsida; Lamiales; Lamiaceae
Product: protein HEAT-STRESS-ASSOCIATED 32
Exons: 5
Coding region: 211-1071 (286 amino acids)
Source: RefSeq, a predicted model, not a curated record
UUUCAAAUUAUCCAUUAAAGGGGACAGCAAUUAAAAAAAGCAGGGAUGAAAUAUUUCCAGAAGGUACUCCAGACUUCUUCAACCAAAACAGCCCCACGUAUGGGCGUUCUUUCCUACCUCUUUGUAUUUCUGCAAUAUUCCACUUUCAAAUGCAUAUCAAUCCUAUAUAUUGAAAUCGGCGUGAAAUAAGGGAAAAAGGAGGAGGAGAAAAUGGCAAGUUAUGGAUGGAAGACAUUCUUUGAAGAAGAAGAUCGUCCAGAGAAGCCAAGGAGGUACGGUGUCACCGAAAUGAGGGGACCUAAUUAUUCUCUUUUCUCCCAAAAUCUCCUCCAGGAUGUUUUUGACUCUAUGGGGCAGUUUGUUGAUGGUCUGAAGUUUGCUGGAGGCUCUCAUAGCUUGAUGCCUAAAAGUUACAUCAAACAAGUGACUAACCUGGCGCAUGAGCACAAUGUGUACGUCAGCACCGGUGACUGGGCUGAAUACCUACAGCGUGGAGGUCCUUCUGCUUUCAAAGACUACAUUGAGGAAUGCAAAGAAUUGGGAUUUGAUAGCAUUGAGAUAGAUGCUGGCUCACUUGGAAUUCCUGAAGAGGUUCUUCUGAGAUAUGUAAGGCUUGUUAAAACUGGGGGUCUCAGAGCUAAGCCUCUGUUUGCUGUGAAGUUUAACAAGUCGGAUAUACCAAUGAGUGGUGACAGAGCAUAUGGAUCUUACAUGGUCCCUGCACCUCGAACUUCAGAGCUUGUUGAGGAUGUAGAUCUAUUGAUUAGGAGGGCAGAGAGAUGCCUUGAAGCUGGAGCGGACAUGAUAAUGAUUGAUGCUGACGGUGUCUCUAGACAAGCAGAUUCUAUGAGGGCUGAUAUUAUAGCAAAAGUUGUGAGCCGGUUGGGGCUUGAAAAAACAAUGUUUGAAACAUCAAAUCCUAAGACAUCUGAAUGGUUUAUCAAACAAUAUGGUCCACGAGUAAAUCUUUUCGUGGAUCAUUCUCAAGUCAUGGAUCUGGAAUGUCUUCGAGGUUGUAACCUGGGAAAGGAUCAUGUAUCUGUUCUCGGUUCAUCAUAUUACCGGCUUUAAACUGAUUCUGUGUCAUAAAAGUUCUCCACCUAAGUCGUGAAGUAAUGCUUUCAUUGCUUUGUAAGUACUGGCAUGUUUUAUCUAGAAUCGUAUUAAAUCAUUGGUAGAACUUGCUCCAGAAUCGUGUAAUGUCCAUGUAUUUGAGAGUCGCAAUUUGUCGUCAUAAUAGCUUAAAUGUUAGACAUUCUAUCUGGUUGUUGUAAUUGUAUCCUUAUAUCAAGUCAUGUGGUUUCUGGAA